AUUAUGUCGUUCGCAGGUUGCCCUUGAAAGUGCAAAUUGUGGUACAGAAAAAAAGUUGUAGCGAUUACUGCGUCGUACGCGGCCGAUUACAGCCUAUUCAACCCUUGCGUCUGUCGGGAUUCCCAUUAGAUGGCUGAGAGGGGACAUCUGCCGGCAACGGUUGUUCCAUGUAUCUUUCAUUUCCGGAAAUCCAUGCGAUGCACUAACCACCUAUCCCUCAAGAAUCUGAUCCUCGCCCAAGACACUCACGCUCCGCGUCCGUUGAAGGGCGAAUCUUGAACGCCUUCCGUUUUGGAAUUUCCUCGUUUGACGAAUUUUUGAGAAAUACUACUUGUAAUGAUGGAAGCAGUCGUUGUCGAGAUGAAUGAAACCUGGCGACAAAGCCGAGGAAGCAUUGACGAUGAUAUCGAGUCCAUGAUCAUGGAUCCGCUGUCCCUUGCGGAUAUUUCUCGUCAAGGGACUCAGCGAGAUAGUGAAGAUGACAGCGGACAUGAGGACUCUUUCGAGCGACACAAAGAUUCCAAGAUAUUUUCAGUCGCUAUGGGGAUUAAGUUUGCCAAAGUUCCGAGCCCAAAGCCACCGCAGCGCCAAAGAACUUAUUCUACUCGGGAAUACUGGCGCAAGGCGGCUGCCAAAGCUCGUGCUCUCGGGGAUCCUUGGGAGAAAUUUCAUUUGAACGAUUAUCCGGUUGAAAAAGCGAAGCGCUACAGAUACAAUGCUCUCAAGAAGAUUUGGGUUGAAGACGAUGUAGUGGUGAAAAUGGAGCCGAAUUCUUUCAAUCGGGGAGCCAUGCGAGAAUGUUUUAGAAUGAAGAAGUUGAGCAAUUUUCUGAAGCACCAGGACUGGGGCAAAGAAUCCAACAAUUACGUGGCCAAAAGAUACAUGGAACCAGUCGACCGAUCUGUUUACUUCGAAGAUGUAAAACUGCAAAUGGAUGCGAAAUUGUGGGGAGAGGAAUUCAAUCGACAUAAUCCUCCGAAGAAGGUCGAUAUCAUUCAGAUGUACGUUGUGGAACUCGUGGAUCGCCCGAACAAACCGGUGUUCCACUUGGAACACUUCAUCGGUGGCGAUUACGUGAAAUAUAACUCGAACUCUGGCUUCGUUGGAGAUGAAUUUCGCCAGACGCCUCACGCGUUUUCGCAUUUCACUUUUGAGCGUUCGGGCCACGAGCUGCUCGUUGUUGAUGUUCAGGGCGUCGGAGAUUUGUACACCGACCCACAGAUUCACACCGUGUCUGGGACUGAGUACGGAGAUGGAAAUCUGGGCACUAGAGGCAUGGGUCUCUUUUUCCAUUCGCACGUUUGCAAUGCGAUCUGCAGCAAGUUGAAUCUGUCUCCGUUUGAUCUGGCGAGUCAGGAGCAAGCCUGUUUGUCGCCGAUUCACGAUUCCAUUAAGAAGAACAGUGCUACCCGUGUGCGUGGAGAAAUGGCCGUUUGCAAAUUGCCCUCUCGUUAUGAACGUGCUCAUUUGAUCGAGUUCUUGGAAAACCGAUCCCGAACUAGCUCUUAUUGCUCGUCGGCCUCCGUGCCGAAGCGUCCUUUGGGAGGACGAACCAGGUUCGUUUCGGAAUGCGUUCUGGAUGCGUCGCAAUCGGAAUCCAGGGGAUCUGAAGGGCACAAGACGCACAAGGACGAUCAUUCGGCCGUUUAUCGGUGCAUGAGCCAACCACACGCCGGACAGAAAGCCGAGCAGAAAAUGAUGCCUAAUCCCAACAAGUCUCAUCACGUUAGCGGGGACUCCGUUUUCAGAUCAUCAAGGUCGUCUGUGGUUUCGAUUGGAAGCUUUGAGGAGGAGGAGGAUGAACAGGACUUCGUUGCUCGUACUAUUAUGGAGGGUGGCCUUGCGACGGACGAAGAAGAAGACGAGGAUGAAACGCUAGCGAAAAUAGCCAAUGCUCGCCGAGUCUCCUUCACUGGCAAUGCUCGAGACUCCGGUUGUGGUUCGUCCCGCAAUGUUUCCGGAGCUUCCGUUGUGUCUGCUUCGGAGUCCUCUGGGAAAUUCUCUGCAUACAACCGACGCCGUGUCGACUCGGAAUGCAGCAGUGCUACGAACUCAACGCUUUUCCUAGUGGACCUUAAAAGAGCAAACAACAGUGCGUUCCGUGCUUUCUGGCUGCAUGUGCGACUUUUCAACGCCUCUAACCUCCCCCACUUCGCAAGGCCUUUACUGCAACAGCCUGGCGUGGGCGAAGGAGAGCCGGAGGAAUUGAAGGAUUCGGUCCUUGGACAGAUACAUUUGGAUUUGGCGAAAUAUCACGAACUUGGAAGAUUCAGCGUGGAAGGCGCGGAAGACGAGUACGACCAAGAAGCUGCCAUGUUUCAUUUGAGGCAAGCCGCA
This is a messenger RNA of Notodromas monacha, 2337 nucleotides long. The record is from the annotation of a GenBank genome assembly. Lineage: Eukaryota; Metazoa; Arthropoda; Ostracoda; Podocopida; Cyprididae.